Molecule: messenger RNA, 2175 nt
Organism: Maylandia zebra (zebra mbuna)
Lineage: Eukaryota; Metazoa; Chordata; Actinopteri; Cichliformes; Cichlidae
Gene: rhbg
Product: Rh family B glycoprotein
Biological process (GO): ammonium transmembrane transport; ammonium homeostasis
Cellular component (GO): plasma membrane
Molecular function (GO): ammonium channel activity
Source: RefSeq, a predicted model, not a curated record
GCUAGUUCUUCCACUCUCACACAAAACAUCCUCUUGUCUCUGCAGGACGCCCCUGAGUGUGAGAGAGACAGUGUGUCCAACGCUCUGUGCUAGAGCUGUAAUUAAUUUCAUGAAGAACAAGCCUCAUUAAAUUUCUCGUCUUCAUCUCACCGGAAAGAAAACAUGACAGACACAAAUACCAACAUGCGGCUGAAACUGCCGAUCACCUGCUUCAUCCUGGAGAUCAUCCUCAUCAUCCUCUUUGGGGUGCUGGUGGAGUAUGACAAAGAGACAGAUGCAAAGAAGUGGCACCAUUCGAACCACAGUGAAUAUGACAACGAUUUCUACUACCGCUACCCAAGUUUCCAGGAUGUACACGUAAUGAUCUUCAUUGGUUUCGGUUUCCUCAUGACUUUCCUCCAGCGUUAUGGCUUCAGCAGUGUUGGUUUCAAUUUCCUGAUUGCAGCUUUAGCCUUACAGUGGGCCACACUUAUGCAGGGUUUCUUCCAUGGUAUGCAUGGAGGCAAAAUCCACGUUGGAGUGGAGAGUAUGAUCAACGCUGAUUUCUGCACCGGCUCUGUGCUGAUCUCAUUUGGAGCUGUUCUGGGUAAAACAAGUCCUGUCCAGUUGCUUGUUAUGGCUGUGUUUGAGGUCACACUGUUUGCAGUCAAUGAGUUCAUCCUGCUGAGCCUUCUUGGAACCAGAGAUGCUGGUGGCUCGAUGACCAUUCACACAUUUGGAGCCUACUUUGGCCUGAUGGUGGCUCGAGUCUUGUACCGACCCAGGCUGGACAAGAGCAAACACAAGAACAGCUCAGUCUACCACUCUGAUAUGUUUGCUAUGAUCGGUACUCUCUACCUGUGGAUGUUCUGGCCCAGCUUCAACUCUGCCAUCACAGCUCACGGAGACGAUCAGCAUCGUACAGCAUUGAACACCUACUACUCCCUGGCAGCCUGCACUCUGUCUACUUAUGCCAUGUCUGCCCUCACAGCUCAUGAUGGCAAACUGGACAUGGUCCACAUUCAAAACGCUGCACUGGCCGGUGGAGUGGCAGCAGGAACAGCUGGAGAAAUGAUGCUGACUCCUUUUGGCUCCAUGAUUGUUGGUUUCUUGGCUGGUAUCAUCUCUGUUCUGGGCUACAAGUACCUCUCACCCAUCCUGGAGAGCAAGCUGAAGAUCCAAGACACCUGUGGGGUUCACAACCUACAUGGUAUGCCCGGUGUUAUGGGAGCUAUUGUGGGAGCGGUCACUGCUUCUCUGGCUACCAAGGAGAUUUAUGGCGACGGUUUGAAAGACGUGUUCCCUAUGGUGGCACCUGAUGGGAGAAGCGCAUCUUCCCAAGGCGGGAUUCAGGCCAUCUCCCUUGCUGUCACUUUAGGCAUGGCCCUGGUGGGAGGGCUUCUUGUUGGUUUCAUUAUGAAGUUGCCCAUCUAUGGAGCUCCUUCUGACGCCUCGUGUUUUGAGGACAGCAUCUACUGGGAAGUACCAGGGGACGAGGAAGGUCAUGAGGGCCAGUUGAGCACUGUGAAGACAGAAGAGUUCGCAAAGCCAGAGGAGACUGAGAAGCUCAACUAGACACAAAAAGACACAGAAAGACAGAACCAGGCACACACACUGUGAGAUUAUAGCAACCUAGACCCUUCUAAGAAAAUAUGUAAAGCUACCUAUAUUGUACUAAUGUUAAUGUAAAUUUGUCAAAAUGUGCUGUUUUAGAAGGCUUUACAUUUUUAUUCACAUCUUUGCUUUUCAAAAAAUCCCCAAAAAACUAAAACUAAAAAGAACACAAGUGUCCAUUUAAUAUGUUCUAGACAGUUUCAACCACUAGAUGUCGAUCUAGAGCUCCAUCACUGUGUGCUACUGGCCUGCGGAAAGGCUGCAUUUCCAAAUGAGGUGUCCAUUUGAUGAAAGGUGCUUUGUAAUCGUUUCCUAAAGCAAAGUAUUGUUACAAAAUACAAGUUUUACAGACAAUCCAAACCAAAGACAGACAUCUAAUAAAAAAUACCUUCAGAACAUUACAUAUUACCACUAUUAUUCUUCAACAAUAUGUUGUUUUUUAUAGUUAUGUACAUCUAUUUGGUUAGUAUGACACACAUUUUAACAUUUACGAGACUGACCUAAGGAAGGUUACAUCUGAAGUUAAAUAAUUUUGAAAGGCAAUAUCGUAAUAUUUUUGGCAAAAUAAAUAUUUCAAAUGUG